Molecule: messenger RNA, 1464 nt
Organism: Glarea lozoyensis ATCC 20868
Lineage: Eukaryota; Fungi; Ascomycota; Leotiomycetes; Helotiales; Helotiaceae
Product: ArfGap/RecO-like zinc finger
Exons: 5
Coding region: 1-1464 (487 amino acids)
Biological process (GO): COPI coating of Golgi vesicle
Molecular function (GO): GTPase activator activity
Source: RefSeq, a predicted model, not a curated record
AUGGCUGCUUUGGCGUCCAAGACCCAAUCGCAAAAGAUCUUUGAGAAAUUACGGACCAAACCUGCGAAUAGAAUAUGUUUUGACUGCGGCGCGAAGAACCCUACAUGGACAUCAGUCCCCUUUGGAAUCUAUCUAUGUCUUGAUUGUUCAUCGAACCACCGAAACCUCGGUGUCCAUAUCUCGUUCGUGCGAUCGACCAACCUCGACCAGUGGCAAUGGGACCAGUUACGUGUUAUGAAGGUGGGAGGUAAUGAAUCUGCGACCAAGUUCUUUCAAUCCAAUGGCGGGUCUGCUGCUCUGAACAGCAAAGAUCCUACCACCAAAUACACAUCAAACGCUGCGACUAAAUACAAGGAUGAGCUGAAGCGAAGGGCAGCGCGAGAUGCAGCCGAAUAUCCAAACGAAGUUGUAAUUACAGAUGCUGCGAGCAAUGUAGCCACCGAUGGCACAUCUACACCUGCUGGCGAACCUGAUGAUGAUUUCUUUUCGUCCUGGGAUAAACCAGCGAUCAAGCGACCUACCCCUCCUAUCUCGCGAACAGCCACUCCACCUACCGUUGGGCGAGCCCCAUCUCCAUUCUUGAACGCCGGAAAUGCCAAUGGAGGAAGCAUCGCAAGGACAGCUUCACCUCUUGCGGGAGGCGAAGGAUCUGCUGCGCCUGCACCAGCGAGCAGAACUACAUCAUCUGCCGCACUACGCAAGAGUGCAGCUGCUGGAGGACCUCGCAAAGCUAAUGUUCUUGGCGCGAAGAAGACAAAGUUGGGGGCAAAGAAGGUGACUGGGGACGUAAUAGAUUUUGAUGCUGCGGAAAAGAAGGCAAAAGAAGAAGCUGAAAGAAUCGCUGAGCUGGGAUACGACCCGGAGGCUGAAGAUGCACCAAAGAAGGCAGCCGCAAAAGCAGCAGAGGAGACCAAGAUUGCCUCACCCACACCGACAAGUCCAGGAAGAGCGGGUUAUGGGUCUAAAACGCAUGAGCGAUCAACCAGCGACGUUGAAAGGUUAGGCAUGGGUAUGGGUAGACUCGGAUUUGGACAAAUUGGAGGAGGCAGAGGUGCGGCGGCUCCUGCAGCAAAGAAGAUGGGUGGUUUCGGAUCUGUAGGGCCUAUCAAGGCUUCACAAGAGGAUGAUGAUGAAAAAUACGCCCGCCAGAAAUUUGGCAACCAAAAAGGUAUCGGUUCCGACGAAUUCUUCGGCAAAGGCGAUUUCGACCCGAACGCCAAAUCCGAAGCCAAAUCCCGUCUCCAAGGCUUCGAAGGUGCCUCAGCCAUUUCUUCAAACGCAUAUUUCGGCCGUCCAGACGAGCCAGACGGAGGAGAAGAUUACGGCGACUUGGAGUCUGCGGCCAAGGAUUUUGUCAGGAAAUUUGGCGUCACGGCAGGCGACGAUUUGGAUAAUCUAACUCAGGUGCUUGGUGAGGGGGCUAGUAAAUUGCAGGGUGCUAUUCGUAGUUAUCUUAAUGGUUGA